Molecule: messenger RNA, 1665 nt
Organism: Rotaria sordida
Lineage: Eukaryota; Metazoa; Rotifera; Eurotatoria; Philodinida; Philodinidae
Source: the annotation of a GenBank genome assembly
AUGACAGAUGAUCAUCAAGAUUUUUCUUUUUCAACUUUAUCAUCAUUAGAUUCAUAUUCCAAUAUAUUUGAUAGAGCUCAACAUAAUUUUACAGCUAGUUCAGAAAUUCCAUCUAUUAAUCUUGAUGAUGAAGAAUUAGAAAAAAAUCUAUUACCAACUAUUAAUCAUAAUCGUACAUUUACUAAAGAAAUAUCAAAACCAAUUAUUAAUGCAUUUACAGGAAAACCUAUUAGUCCAAAUCCAUGGAGAAAAUUAUGUACAAAAAAUAGUCAACAUCAAAUACAAACACACGAAAUUAUACCAAUUGAAAUAAUUUCAAUUAAUUCCGAUAUAAAUAUGAAACAACCAAAGCAUGAGAAAACUGUUCCACAAGAUCAAUUCAAUAACAAAAUAGUAACACGUCAAUCGCGAAGGGAUAUGAUCAGUAAUCAACGAGCGAUCGACAGUAACAAUGAUGAUGAUCAAGCAUUUGAACAAUUUUUACAAGAACAUCAAACUCCAAAAGUAUUUGAACAUGAACAAAAUACACCUAUACGACGUCGAAGAAAGAAAAGAAAUAAUUUAAAAGAUUUUAUUGAUAAUUCAUCAUCGUCUUCCAAUGAAAAUAUCAAAGAACAUUCAUUAGAUAUUAAAACAAAAGCGAAUUCUUUAAUUCAUAAUGAUCCAUUAUGGCAAAAACUAGCUGAUGUUUAUACAUCUGAAGAGUCUGAUGAAAAAAAUCAUUUAUUAUCAGCAAAUACAAAUUUAACAAUUCGAUUAAAAUCUGAAAUUUAUACAUCCGAUCAAUCAUCUAGUCCUACAUCGUCGAGUUCUUCUUCAGUAAAAACUGAUCAUCGAUCAUUAAUGAAAAAAGAUGAUCAAAAAAAUAUUCUUUUUAAUUUUCUUGAAUCACUUUCUGAACGUAUAUCAUUCGAAGAUAAACAUCCUGAUGCUAAACCUUAUUUUAUUCGAUCAGCAUUUAAACUUAAAGAAAAACGACAAGAAUUAGCUAAUAAACUUUUAGCAAUAUUCAAUCAAGAUAUUUUUUCUUCUCAACUAUCAGAUAAAAUCAGUGUAAUAUGGAGUGGUCGUUUAACAGCUACUGCUGGUCAUUGUACAACUCGACGAACAACACGUACUGCUGUAAUUACACUUUCACAUAAAGUUUGUGAUUCACCUGAACGUUGUCGUGAUACUCUUUUACAUGAAAUGUGUCAUGCAGCUGUGACUUUAAUUGAUGGUGUUAUGGAACAUGGUCAUGGACCUUUAUGGCGCCAAUGGACACGUAUGAUUGAACGAUGUUAUCCUUAUUUACCGUUAGUUUCAGUAAAACAUACAUAUGAUAUUAUUUAUAAAUUUAUUUAUCGUUGUAUUCAAUGUCAACAUCAAGUUUAUCGACAUUCAAAAUCAUUGAAUCUUGAUGUUGAUUUUUGUGGUAAAUGUAUAGGACGAUUUCAAUUAAUUAUAAAUCAUAAUCAAAAUGAAACAAAACAAGAAAAACAAACACCAAAAAAAACACUUAAUAAAUAUAAUUUAUAUGUUCAAGAAAAUUUUCAAACAAUGAAACAAGCUAAUCCAUAUUUAUCUACACCACAAUUAAUGAAACAACUUAGUGCUGAAUAUAAAAAGAGAAAUGAACAUCAACAAUUUAUUGAUUUACCUGAUUUAGAUCGAUUAAAACUUUAA